Messenger RNA from Cololabis saira (Pacific saury), 838 nucleotides. It is a transcript of the gene mrpl11, whose product is annotated as mitochondrial ribosomal protein L11. Gene Ontology annotation, molecular function: structural constituent of ribosome; large ribosomal subunit rRNA binding. Gene Ontology annotation, cellular component: mitochondrial large ribosomal subunit; ribosome. The transcript is spliced from 6 exons. Bases 153 to 734 code for a protein of 193 amino acids. Lineage: Eukaryota; Metazoa; Chordata; Actinopteri; Beloniformes; Belonidae. Gene Ontology annotation, biological process: translation. The record is from RefSeq and is a predicted model, not a curated record.
AGCCGCAGCAGCAGUAGCAGUCAGGCCGCUCUGUUCCAAGAUGUCUGCGCCCUGAAGGAUGCUGCUGACAGCGUGAAGGUACAGGACAAGUUUCAGUGGAUGGAUUCUCAGUUGGCUUGGAGACAUAUUUGAGGUUUUCCACACGGAUCAGGAUGUCAAAGAUCUCAAAGGCCGCAAAGGCUGUGAAAAAAUUGGACACCAACACUGUGAUCCGGGCUAUAGUGAGGUCAGGACAAGCAGCCCCUGGACCCCCGCUCGGGCCCAUUCUGGGACAGAAAGGAAUCCCCAUCGGACAGUUCUGCAAGGACUUCAAUGAAAAAACCAAGGAGCUGAAGGAGGGCAUCCCUCUGCCCAUCAAGAUCCAUGUGAAGCCUGACAGAACAUAUGACCUAAAGAUCGGACAGCCCACCGUGUCCUAUUUCCUCAAGCAAGCAGCAGGAAUUGCAAAAGGGGCCAGCCAAACAGGCCACGAGACUGCAGGGAUGGUGUCGGUGAGAGCGGUGUAUGAGAUUGCUCAGGUGAAAUCUCAGGAUGAAUGCUUCACGAAGAGGAACGCCUCCCUCCAGACCGUUGUCAAAUGCAUCAUUGGCUCGGCCCGUACGCUGGGCAUUAAAGUUGUCAAGGAUCUCUCAGCCGAUGAGUACAAAGUCUUCUUGGAGCAGAGAGAGGAGAAGCUGAAGGCUGAUGCUGCAGCUGCUGCAGUAGCUGCAGCUGAAGCGGCCAAGAAGAAAUAACAUUUUAAAACAACUGUAAUACUGACCUCCAUUUGUUUUGACUCUAUUCAUGUACUUCAUUUAUGAAAAACUUUCUUAUUAUGUUAAUAAACAGUCACUUGUUA